This is a messenger RNA of Pieris rapae (cabbage white), 2296 nucleotides long. RefSeq names its product calcium-binding protein E63-1 (gene Eip63F-1). Lineage: Eukaryota; Metazoa; Arthropoda; Insecta; Lepidoptera; Pieridae. Gene Ontology annotation, molecular function: calcium ion binding; enzyme regulator activity. The record is from RefSeq and is a predicted model, not a curated record. The transcript is spliced from 7 exons. The coding region runs from base 192 to 752 and encodes 186 amino acids.
AUGGCCGUGAUUUGUCCGAUGGCUAUGAUAUACAGAAAUACUCGCGCAAUAAACGAAUAGCCAACGCGUACAAAGGCCGCGCGACAUCAGACAUUCAAACGAACUGUGGAAGUCGAUUAUCACGGCACCGAGCCAUCUCAGCCAACGGCUUCGACAUCGGCAUCUAAAUUCCAUUCAUCAAAAAAUAGGGAAUGGCUACCACAUCCCGAACUCGAAGAAAGCAGGAUGAUGAUAAGAAGAAGAAAAAGUCACCGGUGGACGACCGCCCUACGGUACCAGCGCCCAGCGAAGCGAUGCUCAAAAACCUCCGGACAGCGUUCGGCCUACUGGAUCGGGAUAGCGAUGGUCACGUGACACCGGCAGAGCUUCAGUAUAUGCUGCAAAAGCUGGGCAUCGAAGUCAGUGAUGACUUAAUAGCGGAACUUAUUAAGGACGCCAGUAAAACUGGAAACGGACUAAUAGAUGAGAACGACUUUAUGCAAUGGGUGACGAAAAUACAGGCUAUUCAAGGAAUGGAUGUUAGUUCUAGUGGCGGUGAUUCAGAAGAGGAAAUCACCAAAGAUCUACUAGCAGCCUUCAAAGUGUUUGACCGGGAUGACAACGGCUAUAUAACUCGAGAUGAGUUAAGGACGGCGUUGGAGAUAAUCGGCGAGCCCGUAACCGACGCGCAGCUUAACCAGGUGCUUGCAUUGGGAGACAUCGAUCAUGACGGGAGAAUUGAUUAUGAGGAAUUUGUGAAAAUGCUGUUGUAAUGAGUUCUCCAGAGUCCUGAAGUAAAAGACCUCACUAGAUUAAGAUCCUAAGUUAUAUUUAAGUCAUGCGUAAUAAUACUAACCUCAUCAUAAAUUAUAGGCAUACCGUGUAUUUUUAAGACGAAUGUUUAUGCAGUAUUUUUGAUAUUGAAUAUAGUUUUGUGCUGAGAAUAUUAAAGACACCACCUUAUAAAGGUCGUUUAAUUAUGAAAUUAAUUUUAUUAUUAUUAAAUUAUGAAAAAGUAAAAAUCUACGUUUUUAAAUAAUUCAUUUUAUUAAAUAUACAGGAUCCAUAUAGUUUUUACUUUUACUUCUUAUUUAGGAAUAUUAGAAAGAAACAUCCGAAAGACAUCCCUAGUCAAAUAUUUUUAACAUAAAAUUAUUUAAUUUAUUUAAAAAUAUAUUAUAGUUGAUCAAACUAAAAAGUUUUUUUUUAUAAUUAUUGUGUUUGUCAUGUAGUUCUAGUAGUUAGGCAUAUCAUUGUAAAGUACCUAUUCGUUAAGUUUAUUCUAAGUACACAUUAGCUGGAAGUAACGCUUUUUAUAUUUAUGAUUCGACUGAUUGAAUCAUUUUUAUGACAUGAAAUUUAUUCAAUCAGUUCUAAGCAAUCAGUGAAAUUUAUAAUAAUUGGUCCAAAAAAGUAGAGAUACAAUAAAGAUCAGAUCAAAUGCCUAAAAAUUAUCUGGUGCUUAAGAACAUAUAUUCAUCGCAAUCAAAUACAAUCCGUUACAUCUCGACGUCCGUCGUUAUACAGCCGAGUGUUUAUUUAGGCAGUUCUUGUCGCGCACCUCUACUAUGUGGAACCAACUGCCCGCUGAAGUAUUUCCGAACCAAUUCGACUUGCGGUCCUUAAAAAAAGGGCGUACCAAUUCUUAAAAGGCCGGCAUCGCACUUGCGAGCCUUUUGGCAGCGUGAGAGUCAAUGGGCGGCGGUAUAACUUAUUAAUUUUGCCUCCGCCUACAUACAAUGAAAAGAAACAAACAUUAAAGUUGUGAAACAUACAUGGUUGUGAGUUAUUUUAAACCAUAAAACUGUAUAUAUAUUUCAUGGCUGGAUAAAACGCCAUUUAUCUUUCAGUUUCAAUAAUGGUAGACAUGCAUCUUAAUUAAAAGAAGCGAUUCUUAGAAUUGUAUUAAAAACAUUAUCAUUUUGAACAAGACCAUGCAUAAAAUCCCAUUGCUAAUUUAUAGAUUAAAUUUAAACUUUAAGAAAGAAAGAACAUUAGUUGGAAACGUACACUUAACGAGGAGGUUCAAGAGCUUGUUUAAAUCACAGAGACUAGAUUCAUAUAUCUACGAGGAUCCAUUUUUUAGUCUGUAGAAACGAGGUCAUAAUAUUUAGAUGUAACCUUUUUAAAGACUACAUAUUAUUACUAUUCAUUUUAUGGUCUUUCAAAACAAAAAUCAAGUCACAUUUUAUGUAUAGUAAAAUAAAUUAAUUGAGUAAAUAAAAAUUAAAACAUUUGGAAUAAUUUUGUAAUCGAAUUAUGGCCUUAGAAAGGCUAGUGAUGUGAACUACAAAGUGAUUAAAUAAUACAUUUGUUA